GCUGGGGAUGUAGGUUCCCAGGUUCAAUCCUCUAGCACUGGGGAAAAAAGAAAAAUGAAAAAAAUCAGGUGAUCUUAUCAAUAAGGAAUGUGAAGGCGGGCUCCUGGGUCAGCAGAGCCUCAGGGAAAGGAGGCUUGGCAGUGAAUCACAGAGGCAUGGGUCCCAGAGGCGCACACCAGGAACAGCUUGCCUCCCUGAGGAAGACAGAGGAAGAUGCAUUCCUCAUCCUAACCCUUCCUGUGCUCACUGCAGGAGGCAGCUGGCUGGAUGGGGUGACCACCACAUUGGGAGUGACAGUGGACAUGAGACACCCUGCCCAGCUGGGUGUGGGCAGGAGCAGGGGGAGUUCGGCAAAUGCACCCCUCUGGCUGGGAGGUUUGGAGAGGACUGAGAGAAGAGCAUCUCAGGGGAGGACCCAUCAUCUUUGCCCCCAAAACACAGGGAUGAGUGUCUGCUUGGUGCAUUCCAACUGCAGUGUUCCUCUGCGGUAGAUAGGGAAAUCCGUAUCUUAUGCAUGAGAAAACUUGGCCAGGAAAAUAUGUGGAAGUGACAGGACACCCUCUCAAGGUGGCUCAGCAGCCAGGAAUUGUGCUGGAUCUCUUCCUGCAGCGACACAGCUGGCCAAGUAUCCUUCACCAUUCAAGAUACCUCAGUUUUUAACCCAAGGCCUCACCUCACAGCCCCAUCCUGGUCUUGGGGUCUUCUGAGAUCACAGCGCUGGGCAAAAGGGGUACACAAGGGCAUCCCUGGCAGGGCAGGUCCUGACUGAGCAGGCACGGGGGGCGUCAGUGGGCAGUGGCUGUGUCCCCCUGGCUGAAUCCUUCCCACAUGCCCUUCUUCCCCCUUCCCUUACACUGCCUUGGGGAGGAGUCUGAAGCCAUACAUACAGCACAGAGCGGGGAGGGCCCAUGAGUAGACAGGCUGACUCUUCCACGGGGGCUGGACACCAGAAAGCAGGCCUGUGCAAGUCUGAGAGCCCAGGGGUGGGAAGCCCGACCCUUGAGCAAGCGGGUGCGCGAUUUCCAUGUUAGAUACCAGCCAUCUCUGUCCCCAAAGGCUGUUGGCUGUCCGUGCCAGGGGGCGCUCGAGAGCUGGCGAUGCAACGCUCUAGGCCCGCCAGCUACUCAGUGAUCCUCGUGCCCCCCCUCCGGCCUAGGGCGCAUGCGCGAAGAUCUCCCGGGCUGACUCUUUCGAUUCCGGACUCUGGAGAACUGAGCUCCGCCAGGGGUGAAGACGCCGGGACCUACAGCGACUGUCUGGCAGAGCACGGUGGUCCGCCCUUCAGUUUGUCCCUAGCCUCGGCUCUUUCGGGGCGUUGACACCAGCAGUACUAGAACACGCGAGUCGUCCACCAGCGGUCCAGCCGUGACCCCGUGCGGAUGGACUCGCACCCCAUCAUAGAGCCCGCACUGCCUGACGCUGGCCAUGCACGCGAAGCUGCUGUCACUGGCCGGUCUCUACCUGGUGCAGGGCCUACCUUAUGGGCUGCAGUCUGGCCUGCUGCCUCUCCUGAUGCGGGCCCGCGGCCUCUCCCUCGCGCGCGUGGGGCUGACCAAAGGGCUGUAUGCACCGUGGCUCUUCAAGCUGGCAUGGGCACCGCUGGUAGACAGGCGGGGCUCCCCGCGGGCCUGGCUGGCGCUCAGCACAGCGGCGCUGGGCCUGGUGUGUGUGCUGCUAGCCGCGCUGCCUCCCGCCCCUUCUGGCCAGGCCGGGCUGCCUGCCAGCGUGGUGGGCCUGCUACUACUACUGAACUUGGGCGCGGCUGUGCAGGAUGUGGCCCUGGACACACUGGCCAUGCAGCUCCUGGAGCCAGCCGAGUUGGGACCCGGCAACACUGUGCAGGUGGUCGCCUACAAGCUGGGAUCAGCGCUGGCUGGGGGCGGGCUGCUGGCCCUCUUGCCCAGUCUCUCUUGGCCACCGCUCUUCCUACUCCUGGCUGCCACCUACUGGCUAGCCGCUGCCCUGGCCUGGGCUGCACCGGCCCUGCAACAGCUGCCCUGGCCUCAACCCUCAGAGCAUACUCCACGCCAUCUGCAGGAUUUGCUGGCUGUGCCUGGGACCCUGUGGACAGCAGGCUUUGUGCUCACCUACAAGCUGGGUGAGCAAGGUGCCAGCAGCCUGUUUCCACUCCUCCUGUUGGACCACGGUGCUUCUGCCUCUGAGCUGGGGCUGUGGAGUGGCGUGGGUACAAUGGCCUUCUCCAUUGCUGGCUCCUCCUUGGGCGGGGCCCUACUGACCAGGCACUGGCAGCUGCUGCCUUUGCUGAGGUUAGUGCUGCGACUUCGCCUAGGAGGCCUGGCCUGCCAAACUGCCCUGCUGUUCCACCUGGACACUGCAGGGGCCAGUUGGGGCCCUGGCACUGUGCUGAGAGGAGCGGCCUUGCUGAGUCUGUGUCUGCAGCACUUCCUGGGGGGCCUGGUCACCACCACCACCUUCACUGUGAUGAUGCACUGCAGCCAGCUGGCACCCAGAGCCCUACAGGUGAGGGGAUGUGGUAGACACCCAGAGGCUGCGGGGCUGGUAGAGCCAGUAGACCCUGACCCCCCACCUCAACCCCCAGGCCACACACUACAGCCUCAUGGCCACGCUGGAGCUGUUGGGCAAGCUGUUGUCGGGCACCCUGGCUGGAGUGCUGGCCGAUGGCCUGGGUCCAAAUCCCUGCUUUGGCAUCUUUCUUGCACUCUCAGCCCUGCCCCUUCUGGACCUGAACCUAGCACCUAGCACCUUGGGCUGAGCUGAGCAGCAGGACUGUCAAGUAUGCCCAUGGCUAAUGCCUGUGUCGAAUAUAUGAGAUGCAGUGGUCUUGAGGCUGACAGUAGCCUCCUUUGAAAGCAGAGCCCAUAAAAUGACUUGAACACA
This is a messenger RNA of Chinchilla lanigera (long-tailed chinchilla), 2859 nucleotides long. RefSeq names its product major facilitator superfamily domain containing 3 (gene Slc33a2). Gene Ontology annotation, molecular function: transmembrane transporter activity. The coding region runs from base 1426 to 2721 and encodes 431 amino acids. The transcript has 4 exons. Gene Ontology annotation, biological process: transmembrane transport. Lineage: Eukaryota; Metazoa; Chordata; Mammalia; Rodentia; Chinchillidae. Gene Ontology annotation, cellular component: membrane. The record is from RefSeq and is a predicted model, not a curated record.